Messenger RNA from Colletotrichum phormii, 1660 nucleotides. RefSeq names its product fungal-specific transcription factor domain-containing protein. The transcript is spliced from 4 exons. Lineage: Eukaryota; Fungi; Ascomycota; Sordariomycetes; Glomerellales; Glomerellaceae. The record is from RefSeq and is a predicted model, not a curated record. Gene Ontology annotation, biological process: regulation of DNA-templated transcription. Gene Ontology annotation, molecular function: zinc ion binding; DNA-binding transcription factor activity, RNA polymerase II-specific. Bases 1 to 1512 code for a protein of 503 amino acids.
AUGGUGCCAGAGAACCCAGAGAAACGACGUUGCUGGGAGUGUCAACGUCGUCGGCUUGUCUGCGACUCUGUAAAGCCAGUCUGCAACAAAUGUCGUGCUUCCGGCAUCGUUUGCCCUGGCUACGACGACAGAAAGCCACUGACUUGGCUCGCACCUGGCAAAGUCACAUGUCGUACUCGACGCAAAGGGCGUGGGGUAGACAAAGACACUGGCGCGAAGAAGAUCAUAAAGAAAACGCCAAAGCCAAAACGCCCAGAGGAGCCCCUGGAUAGCGAAGCGUUGGCUAAAGCUGCAAGCAGGAUCAAAAUUGGCGGCGAGCUUGUCUUCCAUUCCACUCUGAGGACUGACAUUUGCGACGUCUUCGAGGCUGUCCAGUACUACAACGAUGUGUUCUAUCCAUACACUAAGUCGGGGCACUCACCAAAGAGCAACGUGUUUAUCGCUGAAAUUCCCCUCAAGGUCGUCAAAUAUCUGCCAGUCUCAAUUGCGCACAACUUGGUUGGAAUUGCGUACCAUCAUCGUAUGCUUGUGCAAAAAGAAUGGAAGAAUGAUUGUCCUUCUAUAUUACAUGCACAACACCGGAUGCACCAUCACCGGGGUCUGUCGAUCAGAGCCAUCAACGAAGAUAUCGCCAAUCCGAAGACCCAAAGUAGCGAUGUUGUACUAACAGGGGUCAUCCUUCUUCUCCAGUCCGAGAUCAACGCAUGCAUUACGCCGCAUUGGAGGCACCAUGUAGAUGGUCUCCUGGCUAUGCUCGAAUAUCGUGGAGGUGCUCGAAAAUGGGCCACAUCGGCGCAAUAUCUCCAAGCCAUGGUCCUGUCUUUUAUGAUUGUGAUGACCUCGGCGAAUACGACGAGCCCACCUCACGACCAAGUCACAAUCUGUCCUCAAGAAGAGUUCAUUGACUUAAUCCAGGAGUUUUAUCCACUCGGAUUGCACCCACACAUUCCCUGUCCAAUGCCGCUGUUCUUAGAAAUAUCGCGGAUUAAUCACCUUCGAGCUGAGGUCUCCAAGGAACAUGAAGCGAUGGACAGGUCAACAGCGAAUGCAGUCGCAGAGGACAUUGUGGCAAGGAUCGAAAGUUUUGAUGGAACAGACUGUGACUCUUUCUACGAAGACAGACAUCACCGUGAUCUGAUUGCUUCGAUAUUUCACUCUGCAGUGGCCGUCUUCUGCAUCUCAUCGCUACAGAGCGUUGGAGCCUUGCCCAAGGUCCAUCGCUUGACAAUGCUGAGAACCAUGCACGGGAAUCGUCUCUAUUCUCUCAUGGAAGAGACGAGAAAUCAACCACAAGUGAGAAAGUCAGUGCAAUGGCCAUUGGUUGUUGCUGGUAUUGAAGCCUCAGUUCGAGUAGACAAGCGUCGGCUUGUAGGAGAGCUUUACUUGGAGCAAGCCAAGGACAUUGCCACACCAUUACCAAUGCACGCCAAGAAUGUUCUUCGUGCCUUUUGGGAUGGAGGGGCUACAGACUGGGAUGCAUGUUUCGAUCAGCCUUACGCAUUUGUUUCAUAGCUUCGGGUAAGCUCAGGGAGAUAGAUCGUCGACAAAGAGACAUAAUAUCGUUAGACACACUUGACUGCGAGGUGGUGUGGUGGCCCUUGCUGUGUGUUGAGUAGAACGACGAUACCAUGACAGCAAUGAAUAUUUGUAUUUUAGGUUG